GCCGCCCCUGCAACCUUCGCCCUCCACCGGGGUGGCCGGCUCCGCCCCCUCUCGAAUCUCUCUCGCGACCCAAAAUGGCGGCGGAGGUGGAUUUCGGCGACCUGGAGCUCUUUGAGGCGUUUGACCACCCAGAGGAGUCGAUGCCGAAGCCCGUUCACACGCGCUUCAAGGACGAUGACGGGGCCGAGGAGGACGAAAACGGUGUUGGCGACGCGGAGCUGCAGGCGCGGCUCCGGCAGUGCGAGGAAACCAUCGAGCGGCUCCGCGCCGAGAAUCAAGAACUUAAAAGAAAAUUGAACAUUCUGACUCGACCGAGUGGAAUACUGGUGAACAAUACUAAGCUAGAUGGACCUUUAUUACAAAUUCUGUUUAUGAACAAUGCUAUUUCAAAGCAGUAUCAUCAAGAAAUAGAGGAAUUUGUAUCAAAUUUAGUAAAAAGAUUUGAGGAACAGCAGAAAAAUGAUGUGGAAAAGACUUCCUUCAAUCUUUUGCCCCAGCCAUCCAGCAUUGUAUUAGAAGAGGACCACAAGGUAGAAGAAUCCUGUGUCGUUAAAAACAGCAAGGAAGCUUUCAGUGUUGUAGGAAGUGUCCUGUAUUUUACUAAUUUUUGCCUUGAUAAAUUGGGGCAACCGCUACUAAAUGAAAACCCUCAGCUUACCGAAGGAUGGGAAAUACCCAAGUACCAGCAAGUCUUCAGCCACAUUGUUUCUCUAGAAGGGCAAGAAAUACAAGUAAAGGCAAAAAGGCCAAAGCCUCACUGUUUCAAUUGUGGUUCUGAAGAACAUCAAAUGAAAGAUUGCCCGAUGCCUCGGAACGCUGCUCGAAUCAGUGAAAAGAGAAAAGAGUACAUGGACGCCUGUGGUGAGGCAAACAGUCAGAAUUUCCAGCAGCGAUAUCAUGCAGAGGAAGUAGAAGACAGAUUUGGAAGAUUCAAGCCAGGAGUUAUCAGUGAGGAACUUCAGGAUGCACUGGGUGUGACAGACAGGAGUCUUCCCCCUUUUAUCUAUCGGAUGCGUCAGCUGGGAUACCCCCCAGGAUGGCUCAAAGAGGCUGAAUUGGAGCACUCAGGACUGGCCCUCUAUGAUGGGAAAGAUGAUGCUGAUGGUGAAACGGAGGCUGGAGAAGUGCAGCAGAAUAAAAGUGUCACUUACGAUCUCUCGAAAUUGGUAAACUAUCCAGGUUUUAAUAUAUCUACACCCAGAGGAAUUCCAGAUGAAUGGAGGAUGUUCGGUUCCAUCCCCAUGCAGGCUUGUCAGCAGAAGGAGGUGUUUGCCAGUUACCUUACCUCCAACUUCCAGCCGCCCGGUGGUAAGUCUGGCAGCAAGAGGUCUUCCUCCCAGUCCAGCCCCAGGAGCCCAAAGAAGCAGAAGAAGGAAGGCAGCUCGGCAGCGUCCCCCGCCGACAUGGAUCUCGACUCAGAUGGCUCCCGCGGCAGUGGAGGUUUUCACUUUCAGCCUCCGUUACCUCCGGGCACUCCCCCUCCACUCCCACAGGGGGCUCCUUCUCCCGUCUUCACUCCUCCGCUCCCCAAGGGCACCCCCCCGCUGACUCCCAGCGACUCGCCCCAGGCCCGCGCGGCCUCUGCAGCCGUGGAUGAAGAUGCGCUGACUCUGGAAGAACUUGAAGAGCAGCAGAGACGGAUCUGGGCGGCCCUCGAGCAGGCCGAGAGCACCCACAGUGACUCCGACCUCCCUGUGGACACGCCCUUAACUGGAAACUCGGUGGCCUCCUCACCUGGUCCCACCGAGCUGGACCUCCCUGGGCCGGAAGGAAGCACAUCCGACAAGCAGGAGCUGGAUCUGCUGGAACCUCAAGUACCUGACGUUUGUGCAGAAAAAGCAGAAGUUGAACCCUGCUCGAGUCCAGACUCUGAGGCCACGCUACCUCAUCAGGAGAAGGAGGAGCCUGCCCAGCUGGAUUCAAAAGGUGAGGAGCCUGCCCAGCUGGAUUCGAAAGGUGAGGAGCCGGCUCAGCUGGAUUCGAAAGGUGAGGAGCCGGCUCAGCUGGAUUCGAAAGGUGCUCUGGAUAACGGCAGCGCCGCGUCCGACGGUGACAUUAGGAACGGAGGCAGCCAGGUGCCCCUACCGGUGGACGCCAGGCCUUCUAUGGCCACUAAAGUUCACAGCCCCGUCCCUGACAUGAGCAAGUUUGCAACUGGAAUCACACCGUUUGAGUUUGAGAAUAUGGCGGAAUCCACUGGAAUGUACCUCAGGAUACGAAACUUGUUGAAGAACUCUCCCCGCAACCAGCAGAAAAACAAAAAGGCUUCUGAGUAACUGCUCCACGGAGCCCCGAAUGCUAUUCAUUGUACUCAGAUGCACUUGUUUCCUGUUUGUCCCUGCCACGUUUGAAAAUCUCUCCAAGAUUAAAUGGUGGUCCACAGGCCCAUUUCCAGGAGCGAGAAGACUGGGCUCCCUACUUUACUGUGUUUUAUCCUCACUGACAGAACCCCAGGAGGGAGCUGUAAGUCUGUGAUGGCUUGGAGACAGUUUGUUAAGGUUUGUACUAUUUUUGGAUUGUGAGUGUCCAUCAAGAGUACUGGUUUUUAUCUGUCUUUUGUACAUUGUUUUCCCUUUCUACAUUUUGCUAAUUAUCCUGUAUACAAGUUUAAUAUAUCACUUUUUUAAAAGAAAAAAUUCUAACCCAUUUCAGAUUCAUGUUUUCAGCUCCAGCAACGAAAUGAGAACAAUCAGGGAGGAGCAGCUUCAGCCAUGUAGAGUGUUCUAGCAGAUGAUGUUCACGCAUCACUUUCAAUAACACUUUUUUUUGCUUUGUUUGUAACGUCACUCCUCAGCUAAGCUUUCCAGACAGGUGCAUUCAUUUUUGUGUACAAAGGUUUAAUAAAUUAGUUUUCACACACAUAAUCUAAGACUUUGAGUACAGUAAAAGGAAUUCACAGUUAAAUUAGUGUAUAUAACCUUUUAAGUUUGGAAGUAAAUUAUGUGACUAAGAAUUAGUGGUAACAAAGGAAACAUACUACAAGAAAUUGCAAGUUUAGGUGCUUUCACUAUUUUAAGCCUUAAAUAAACAGCAAAUUUUGUAAAGUAUUAUUUUGAAAAAAAUAACAACAACAAGGUGGAGGGCAGCUAGCCUUUGUACAAAAAUAAUUUUCUAGAUUUGGAUCCUAAGAUCAUUAAAAAUUAAAAAGUAGACAUAAGCAAACUGCUUUUUUAACUAUCAGAUGUAGGGAACAGAGCUGAAACUAUGGUUUUUGUCUUUAUGUAGCAUCCCAUUCCAUCUUUAUGCUUUAUACUUGGUCACGGUUGUGAAAGUGAACAUGUGGAGAUCUUGAAUUCUUAGUCUCAGGUCCUGUUAUCCUGCUCUCAGACCAACAGAGGGAGCAAAAGAGAACCAACCAUUCUGGAUUUGGGUUUCAUUGUUGAGAACUUGGGUAAUCAGAUUUACUGUUCUAUAGACAAUAAUGGGAAAGAGAAUUCUGUGGAAGGGGGUAAAUUUAUUUUGAGGGCCCUUACAGAGCGCUAGACGUGGGGGAUAUGUUAAGUACUGUGGCCUUUCUUCCUCUGAGUUGAAGUACACACACGUUAUCUUACUCGACAUUUCUGUCGGACAAAUGCAUUAUGGCCACGUGGAAAUAGGGACAGGGAGGCACACAGAGGUCGAAGGGACUUGUCAGCAUUCGAGAAGUGGUUCUCGAGAGGGUGGUCUUCAGCUAACCUCUUAGCUAUUCCCUAAAUCAUCCAAGCGCUUCAAAUGCCCCUUUAAGUGUUACACUGGUUUAGCUGUUUGUGAGUGCCAGAAUUUCCUGACAGUUAAAUGCCUAAAACACAAAGCUGGUGAACCUCGCAAACCUGAAUCCAGCUCUCCACACCCAGGCUCUGAACCCCCACACGGCCUCUCCCUCUCAAAAGCUCUGUGAAGGCACUGCGCUCCCCUUGCUGAGCGCACACUUGGGUUAGCGUUCCUGUGCUUUGCAGCAGUGAGAAGCAAUGACAGAAUCCACUUUGAGAGCUCCUGCUUAGUUAGCGUCCAGUUCAGGAAGUGGCCACGUGAGGAGUGGGGAUGGCCUUCAGAUGUCCACAGCACGGCUAACCUCUUCAGUUAGAGGAUGUUUGAAGACUUCUGGAAAAACAUAACCUUGAGUGAACCCUAAAAGUGUAGGGCAGGAGGGCUCGACAGACAUAAAGCAGUGACAUACGCAGGUUAACAGCCUGAGCCAAAGAAACAGGAGCACAAGAAUGUGGGAUGGUAGGGGGAAAAAACUCUUAAAAGUUGCUUACUCCUGGUGCUGGGAACUCUGAAUGUCACCACUAUAGGAUUUGAAUUCAUUAGGGAAAAGGAUCCGGAAAGAUCUAUCCGUGGAGUGACCUCAUCCAAGCGGUAUUUGCAGAAGAUAAACCCUAAUGCAGAAUUUGGGCUGAGUCAAGAGUGGAGACCAUUUACAGAAGGGAGCGCGUGACCUUGGGAAGAGUUUGCCUCUUGAGCUGCCCUGUUUUUGAAACACAUUCUGUCUGCUGUGUUCGAGUAUUAGGAAGAUAUGAUGGGUGGAGGAAAGGUUGCCGUUUGGGCUUGUCCGUGCUGUGACAGGGCUCCAGGUGUGGGGAGGUGAGGUAAUAGCCAAAUACUUGUACUUCAAGAUGGAUUUGGGACAGGGUGGGGAGCUGCCUUCCGCCUUUGUCUUGAGGCAAGAGGGGUGUGAAUUGUAAUACCGGCAGCUAAAACAAAGCCAGCUCUUUGUCCUGUCAUUAAGCAGGUAAGUGGAAAGAAGGCACUGCAUCUCUUUAAGUUCUGCCUGCUUUGUGCUACCCAGAGGCUUCCUCCCAGUGCUUUUAUUCUUCAGGUUCUCUGCUGGAAUCAUUUGGGUUUUUGUCCUGGACUUUGUUAUCAUUAGCAGGAAAAACCUGCAAGGGUGUUGUAACAAUUUUUAGAACCGAAGUGGCUUGUGAGGCAUGACUCAGUUCCCAAGAACAUCUUCACACGGGUUUUUUUUUGCAGGGUUUAGGAAAAUUCCUUUCAGCCUAAGCAGCUUCACUUGAUUUAAUGGCAUAGAUUCACUUCAGAUCGUUUAGGAUCAUUUUGUUAAAGGAAAGUGUUUGUAAAUACUUGUGAAUGCGACUCACUUAAAUAGUCUUGGCACAAGGCACGGUUGUACGUCACCACAGCUGACUAGGCUGUCUGUGUGGGAGCGGGAGGGAGGGCUGCCACAGCUGUCUGAAACGUGGUGUCUUGGUCUCCUAAAAUGAAGUGCAUUUGGUUGGGGGAGAGGGAAGGCAGUGAGCAAGCAAGAUCCAGUUACGUGGAAACAGCUCCCUCACCAUUCAUCCAGUGUUCAGAGCCUGUGUCUGGUCCUGAAUUGGUGGAUUGUCUCAGUUGGAAAACCACCUCUUUAAAGUCCAUAUCCCUGACCUUUCUGUUAGACAUGCAACACAGAUCCUACUGCCACCGGUACAUUUUCAUUUGUAAUUAAAUGACACCCGUCUUAGUCAUUUAAAGAGUAAAUGUAGCUGUUUUUACUUUGAAGCAUUUUAAGUGUUUACCUUGUAAGCAGAAGGAAUAAUAAAGCCAUAAAUUUGAAGGAAAUCAUAGAGGAUGCCACAUAAUUUUCCUUCGUACAGUAUAGAAAUUUAUUUUUUCACCAAUUUUCUAAACCUAAAAGUUUUUUAGUUCUCAAAAUGAAAAUUCUUGAUUCUGUUGCUGAUUAGAACUGUAGCACAAGUUUAUUGUACAAAUUUAAACAAAACAACAGUGUAAAGGUCCUUUUAACAACUUUCAAAACCAAAAUCAAUGUUCAUAGUUUGCUUUGUCUUUUUCCUGAGCAAAUACAUGUAACUAAAGGUUUUCUUUACAUGUAUCUGUAAGUAGCUUUUAAUCAAAGUGAGGUUACUAUAUUUUCCAUGUCAGUAUUUGGAAUUAAUUAUUAUUUAAUGACCGGACAGUGGUAUGCCACAUUUUACUGAAUAUUGUUUACAAUAUUGACUACAAUGUUUUGUUGUUUACAAUGCUGCAGUGAAUGUUUUUAAAGGUAAACCUUUGCAUCUUUGUGGAAAUAUAUGCAUAGGAUGCAUUCCUGGAUUAUAAAUCAGAUGAAAUAUGUUACUUUUUUGGCCAUUUUUAUUUCUAACAUGAGUUUUUUUAAUAUCCUUUUUCAAUUGGUUACUUGAUAUAGGAGGCAGCUUCUAAAAGUUCAUGGAGAAUGGUAUUAAGAUAUUUUGGUGCAAACAUUUUUGAAAUCCAUGCAUAAUUCUUUCAUAAUACCCAUCUUCCAUGAACUUUUGAAGACCUCUCAUAUUGUAAUUAUAAAAAAAAAAAAAAAGCCUAUGUUUUGUUGGGUAUGCUGCAAAAUCCUGUUUUCAGUUAUGUAUAUAAGCUUUCCUUCGUGAAUGGACGGUGUUGUGAUGUUUUGUUUCCUGUUUGUUGGCCCUCUGAUGCGUAGUGAUGCUAUUGGACUGCAGUCAUACUGCAAGCUCCACUCCUCCCCGGUGUUUCAUGGUGUGAGCCGCAAGAUGGAAGUCUCAGUACUUCUCCCAUUUCUUCUUGUGUAGGUGAUUAUGCUAAUUACUGUUCAGAUCUGCCUCACUGUGUCCUCACAGAUGACUAUUUUUUUGGAUUUUCUUUAUGAAUAAACUGGUAAGACUCCUUUUGUUGGAUUUUUUA
Molecule: messenger RNA, 6612 nt
Organism: Lepus europaeus (European hare)
Lineage: Eukaryota; Metazoa; Chordata; Mammalia; Lagomorpha; Leporidae
Gene: ZCCHC8
Product: zinc finger CCHC-type containing 8
Exons: 14
Coding region: 75-2276 (733 amino acids)
Cellular component (GO): catalytic step 2 spliceosome
Molecular function (GO): RNA binding; zinc ion binding
Source: RefSeq, a predicted model, not a curated record